This is a messenger RNA of Neurospora tetraspora, 501 nucleotides long. RefSeq lists its product as uncharacterized. NCBI's taxonomy places the organism in Eukaryota, Fungi, Ascomycota, Sordariomycetes, Sordariales, Sordariaceae. The record is from RefSeq and is a predicted model, not a curated record. The annotation marks the transcript as partial. The transcript has 2 exons.
AUGGAAACAAACAGGGCAUCAGGUAGUCAGCAACCUGCUGACAAUGUGGACGAGGAUCCUUCAGGAGUUCACGAGGUAAGCGGAGUGUUUCAGGAACCUUUCACACCUGAGGAGUUGCUAGUAGCACAAAACUGCGUCCUUCCCUCGUCUUUCAACCCCGAACCGAGUAUUCGUCAGAUUAUUACCCAAAUGGCCAUAUAUCAUAAGAUUCGCUUCCAAUCUUGCGAAUCUGCUAAACUCAAUAGCAACAUCAAUGUUCCAUCAACUGCCUCUGAUUCCCGCCCGCUUGACUAUGCACCUGAUGCCCUCGGUCCGGCUACACCUUUUCAACUUUACCAUCCAGUUGCCUCUCCUGUUGGUCACCAACUCGCAGGAAGCAACAUCGGUAAUCCCAACUCUACUCCCCGUCCCUCUCGACUCGCCCUCGGCGUACCAGUAGGUCCGCCUAUCGUUUCUCAGGAAAAAUGUGAUGCAUUGGCUGGCCGCUGCAACUCCCUCGUC